AUGACCCCCACACCUGUCAAUGCAAUGCGGGAUCAAUUGAUCAGUCAACACAACAAAAUCCGAGCCGCCCACGGCGUUGGCCCUGUGACGUGGGAUGCUGCGUUGUCGUCCAAAGUCCAAGCUUGGGCUGAGAGCUGCCCUGGGUUUACACAUGGGGGCCCCGACGGUUAUCAAAACUUGGCCACAUAUACCCCCUGUGGCACGAAUCCCCCUUGUGACAAGGUGGUGGGGGCAUCAUGGCUAUGGUACAACGAAGAAGAAACGUUCUGGAACUACGACAGCAACACGUGCAACGGGCUCUGGAAGACGUGCGGCCACUUCACCAACCUGAUCAGCCCCGAAGUCAAUUCUAUUGGGUGCGGGUGGCACCAGUGUGGCAACGGCAAUUACGUCUGGUGCAACUACAACACCCCCGUGAAGAAGCCCAAGGUGUCCCGCAUCCGUGGCAUCACCAAGGCCCAAUUGCUGGCGAGUUUAACAGACUAGAUAUUUCGUAUUUGAGUUGUGGUCCUACUAACGUUAAGAUGGAAAACAAUUGCAUGUAUAUACCUGUG
Molecule: messenger RNA, 554 nt
Organism: Aphanomyces astaci
Lineage: Eukaryota; Oomycota; Saprolegniomycetes; Saprolegniales; Verrucalvaceae
Exons: 1
Coding region: 1-486 (161 amino acids)
Source: RefSeq, a predicted model, not a curated record